Molecule: messenger RNA, 2838 nt
Organism: Ustilago hordei
Lineage: Eukaryota; Fungi; Basidiomycota; Ustilaginomycetes; Ustilaginales; Ustilaginaceae
Exons: 1
Coding region: 1-2838 (945 amino acids)
Biological process (GO): Golgi organization; intracellular protein transport; retrograde vesicle-mediated transport, Golgi to endoplasmic reticulum
Cellular component (GO): COG complex
Source: RefSeq, a predicted model, not a curated record
AUGGCGCUCUCAAGGCCUGCUGAGCAGUACGGACCAUCCGAUAAUGCUGCAUCAUCAUCAUCCUCGACCAGAGCAUCGGGAUCAGAUGCGAUUGCGGCACUUGGCAAGUGUAAAGGACAAGCUCAGCUCGCAGCUUGGCUCGAUCAAUACGCCACUAGAUCACCAUCGCCAUCGACUCAGCAAAAUGAGGGCACACCAGCCGACGCCAUCAACAUUACUGCCACCAACAUUACUGCCACCAACGUUACUGCCACCAACGUUACUGCCACCACCACUUCCAAGCUCCAAGAUACGUCGGCCGCUCUUCGCGAUCUCUCACUUUCGCUCUCAUCAGUCCGCGAUGCAUCUCGCACAGAACUCGAUCAGAUUAUCGCCUCGCUUGUAUCUACCAUCCCCAAGAUAGGCAUCGAGCUCAAGCUCAUGUCUGAGACCGCCACAACCCUUCAAUCGCGCCUACAUGCUUUGCAAACGCAGUCUUCCACCAAGGACACUUGCGCAGACACUGCACUUGCCAGCAUCGCAGCUCUUUCCAAAGCAAAAGCAGGUCUCAUCGAAGCUAGACACGCGCUCAGGCAAGCGCAAGCAUGGUCAACGCUCGAAAGCCAGGUCACCGUGCUACUCUCCGAACAGAGCUGGCAGCAAGCCGUAGAUAGAGUCGCCAAGGCUGCCGACUCUUUGCGUCUUUUCAGCGGCUCGCACAAGUCGAAUCAAGAGAGAACGGCAUUGCUACAGAGUCUGACUAGCAGAAUACACGAACAGCUCCUCCCCGUCUUGCAGCAAGCAAUCACAGCAAGAGAGGCGGAAAAGGUAUCUCAAAUGGCAAGCUUGCUCGCUCAGACGCACAACGGAGUGUCUACCUUCUUUCAGGUAUACACCGAUACACGCUCACAAGCUUUGCUUUCGCGUUGGGCGCAAACUGCUUCAGAAACAAACGAAAAGUCACUUCCAGCACAACUUACACGGCUCUAUGCCGAUCUGCUAGCCUUGCUUGGAGAAGAGCGCCUCGCAUCCUCUUCGCUCUUCACAGAUCCCAACAGAGCAACACAACUUCUCACUGCCCACAUCCUCUACAGCCUCGACCCACCCAUUCACGCUUGCAUUCAGCAUGCCACUCGUGCACCCGACCUCGAGACCUUCCUGGCUGCCCUCACAGAUGCUUACAAGGCUACCGAAGAUGCUGUCCGAGCGGUUCAGUCCAUCUUGCCCCAAUCGAGAUCAAAGCAGCCAAGCACAGACCAAGAGGCCGACACAUGUACAUCUCUAAUCGACAGCACCUUACUUGCACUCGAAACCACCGAAAAGCCAUGGCUCAGGCUCAUGAUCGAGCCCUUCAUCCCCUACCAGACUCGUCUUGCAACUUUCGAGGCCGAAGCAAUGCAGUCUCGAUUGCAAUCCUUACAAGCUUCCACGACUUGCACUUCUCCCUCUGUCUCCGCUGCUUCGACACAAGCAUCUCAGGUUGUAAAGGCAGCUCUUCGACGAUCCACUGCGCUCACAAAAUCACUCGCUACGCCCUUGCUACUCCCAUCCUUGGAUGCUGUCUUUGAGACCGCCAUGUCGUCUGCCAGAAGUGAGCUCGAAUUGGAGCUUCAGCGCACCCUCACAUCAACACAAGGCAGGAUACGCAGAAUUCAUCUUUCCGCUGGACCAGGACAAGCUGUAUUGACUUAUGACGAGAGAGGCGAUGUGCUUACAUCAGCCGACUGGGAUGAGUUCAGAAAAGCCACCGAGAAGCUAAGCGCCUGCAGAGAUGCGAUGGCUGCUGUACGAGGCUUGGAAGAGGCUAUCGCAUAUCAGAUCUCGGAACUUGCAACAAUCGUCAAACCCGCGGCACAGGGCAAAGAUCAAGAUGUAGUCGACUUUACAACACCCACUUCUGCUCUAGCAACAUCUUCGCUCAACUCAAGCAGGCUGCAUGAGCUGAUUGCAAAGUCGAAACGCUUGCUCUCUGCCGCUUCUUGGAACACUUGCUCCUCCGAUCAUGUUCUGUUGCCCAUUGCGCGUGACUCGGUGCUUUGGAUCGCGUCAGCAGUGCAAACUUUCCAGCAUCAGCUCGUUCUCUCUCAGUUCCUCCCCGAGUUUGAGCUCUACCCAUCGCUGCAAAUCUGGAGGUCGAAUAAGCAUCCAAGUAUCGUCAACGAGUACGAUCUUGCGAUGCCCAAAUUCAGUCUUAGUCCGACUGAGGCAAUGGCACGCGUCGGAGAGGCGAUGCUCAAUUUGCCCAGGUUGUUCGAAGGGUAUGCAGACGAGGCACUUCUUUUCUGUCUCGACAGCAGCAAGAAGGGCGAGGGCGGCGAGAACAUCAGGAACGUGGAGAAAGAGAUGGCAGUCAAGGAUACAGCCUCAGCAGCGGAGACUAGGUCGAGCAUGCACCGUCAAGCGUUUUCGACCACUACUGUUCCUUCUUGCCUCGGCACUUGCUCCGACACUACCGCUGCCGCUGGCGAAGAGAGUGAAGCGGACGCAGGUGUGCUCUCACAGUACCUUCGCUCCCUGCUCACGCAGUUGCUUACACACUUUCUCACCUCUGUACUUUCCUCUCUGCCACUGUUGAGCGACAUGGGUGCCGCCCAGCUCGCAGCGGACCUUGACUACCUCUCGAACAUUGCUUCUGUCAUUUAUGCCGAAAGUGAACGCAUUCUGCGGUUCUGGAAGAAAGCAGCUGAGCUCUCCACGGACACAGGCAAAGUACUCGUCAGCACCUACCUUGUCCACACCGGCACGGAAAAAAACGAAAAGCCAAGCGACCAGUUGGACGCAUGGACCAAUGAACAGGUACAAGCAUUCUGUAACUCACACGCUUUCGCAUCUGUCGCCAGACUCAGAGGGUGGAUGUGA